AUGGUUUCUAUAUUCGAUUUGUGGGAUCAUAAACCAGUUGUUCUCGCAAUUUUCUCAAUUCAUUUCAAAGAAAAACGUCAACCGUUGCGAGCUGUCAGUAAAAGAUUAAGAAAUGACAAGGAAGUUGUGAUGGCAGCAUUUGAAAAAGAUUAUUCACAGUUUAAAUAUGCUUCCAGUGAAUUGAGAGCAGAUAGAGAAUUUGUAUUAUUACUUGCUAGAAGUUUUGGUGAUAUUGGACUAGUUCUUGAAUAUAUUUCUUCUGAUUUGACAAGUGACAAGGAUUUUAUGAGUGGUUUAUUUGAAGCAGAUUCUAAAGGUUUUGGAUACUUUCCAAUUGAAUUAAGAUCAGAUAAGGAUUUCGUUUUACAAAUUAUUGGUAAAUCUACUUAUGAUUUAAAUUUGGAAUUUCUAAGACAUUUGAGUGACAAUCUUAAAGCGGAUAAGGAAAUAGUGUUGAAAGCAGUUUUUCCUAAUGAAUAUUCAACCCAACAGCUAGAUAUCUACCUUAAUAAUGAUAGAGAAAUAGCUCUGACAGCUGUCAGGAAGGAACGUUUGGUAUUUCGAUUUCUAUCAAAAGAAUUACAAAGCGAUGAAGAAAUUCAAAAGUAUAUGAUUGAAUCGUUUGGUAAUGAUCUUGUCAAUUCCAAAAAAAGGAAUAAAAUCUAG
Molecule: messenger RNA, 666 nt
Organism: Naegleria gruberi
Lineage: Eukaryota; Heterolobosea; Eutetramitea; Acrasida; Naegleriidae
Exons: 1
Coding region: 1-666 (221 amino acids)
Source: RefSeq, a predicted model, not a curated record